AUGAAAGGAAACUAAAAUUCUGCCAGUUCAAAGCCUGGAGUCUUUGCAGGAUCUUCAUUUAUUAGGAGACCUACGUAGGCAACCUCUAAAUAAAGAGAGGAUGAUAAUGAAGAUUACAAUAAUGCCACUGACAAGCAGAGAUAAAAUCAGAAUACUUAUAAUUCUUAGAAUGAUAUGAUGGAUGUAUCUGAUUCUUCUGCUAAUAGGAGACAAAGAAGCAGAAAUUAGCAAAGUAAUUUGAGUUCGAGCAGUGGAAAUGCAAACUAGAUAAAUAAAUAGAAUACUAAAAAGAGAAAAUUGCAAGAGAUAUAUGAGGACAAUAGAGAGGAUGAAAUUACUACAAUCGGUGAGUCUGAAGAACUAUGGACUCAGAAAUACAUUCCAACUUCGCUUGAUGAACUUAUCAUUUAAAAAGCAAAGAUAAGCGAGUUUGAAAGAUUGCUCAAUGAAUAAACUCUUAAGUUGAUCAUAUUUACUGGACCCACUGGAAGUGGAAAGAAUACCCUUAUAAAUACUUAUUGCAACCAAAACGAUAUUCAACUUAUUAGAUAUAAAUUCUAAAACGAGUCGCGCUAUUAUGAUCUUGAAAUAGAUAGUGGAAUAAGGAACUUCGGAUAAACAUACCCUAGUGAUCUUGAGAGUUUGAUCUAUUUUAUCAGAACAAAUGUAAUGGUAAGCAGUUCAAAUGCUAGUGCUGGUCUAAAGAGAUCAAGAUUUGCUUCAACUAAGACAACUUCAACUCUAGGAGGAGACCAACCUGUUCAUAAACCAGAUGAUGAGUGUCAAUUCUAGUUGAGUUACAGAAUGAAUUAAGAGUAUGGAACAUCACCUAUUCAUUAAAGAAAAAUCUUAGUCAUUAAUGGUAUCCCUGAAUGUCUAACUAUGUUUACACCUAGAAGAUUUGAGUUUAUCAGAGAUUUCAACUAAGCUGUUUAAAACGUAGUCUUUUCUUAAAAUCGGACUCCAUUAAUAAUAUUCACACUAAGUGAGCAGUAGGAGAGAUCUAUGUCUUUUAUUGUCAAGAUAUUUGGAAAAGAGAUUGUAUAACAAAAGGAUAAAGCUGUGGCAUUUUUCAACCUAAAUCCACCUACUGAAAAGGGAAUGGACAAGCUGCUUAAAAAUAUUGCUUUUAGUGAAAAUUUGAAUUAAGUUAAUGAAAGAUUAAUUUCUGAAAUUAGAGACCAGAGUAACAGAGAUUUAAGAAAUGCUAUUACCACACUAUAAUUCAAAGCAGCUGGCAAAAGAAAAUCUGAAUUUAUGGAUAGAUCUAAAAAUUCAAAGUAACCUAAAUCCAAUAACAGAAGGAACAAAGUUAUUACUGAGGAGGAUAUGUAAGAAGAAGAAAAAGCUGUAAUGUCCCAAAAAACAACCUCUGCCAAAGAAUAAAAAGAGUCCUUUGCAAAAGAUAAUCCCUAUUCAAUAUUCCAUGGACUCGGGAAAUUUCUAUACAAUAAGAGAAUUAACCCUGAAACUCAAAAGAUAGAGUAAUUAUCGCCUAGUAAAAUGAUGAGAAAAAACAAACCAAAGCUUUACUUUAGUCAUAAAGAUAUACUUAAUUAGAUUUAACUUGAGCCUAAUUCCUUUUGUCUCUAUCUUCAUCAAAAUAUGCUUGAAUUUUUCAACAGUGUUGAAGAUAUAGCUAAUGCAUUAGAUAUUUUCUCUUUAACUGACAAUUUAGAGACAAGAGUACCCUUUAAUUACGAUACCCAUGCAUAAAUUAAAGAAUUUGAAGAGUAAAAUGCAAUUCUAAAAUCAAUGAGCAUCACUGAGUGUAACCUUCAUGUGGGAGGCCCUAAGAAUUCUCAUUUGUAUCAAAUGCAAAAGCCUUAAUUCUACGAUUUUACUAAAAAUCUUAGAGAAAAUAGAUAUCAAAUUAGGUCAAUGUCUAAAGAUUAACAGAUUUUAAACAACAAAUUAGUAUCUGAAGACCUGCUAUUAAGAUCUCAAAAAGAGAUAGUUAGGAACAUACUUCCAUAUAUGAAGUAAAUGAAUCAUCCAGCCAUUAAUGAUGUCAAGGAAAUCGCUACUUUUUCAAUAUAUGGACAUAGUGGCAAUAGCUGGAAUAAAAAUGGUAAUUAUGAUAGAUCAAAUUUAGUUGGAGAAGAUGAGGCUAGAGAUAAUUUCUUUAAGGAACAAGAAAUCGAGGAGAGACUGUAAAAUAUUAAUAAAUCUAAAAAAACAGUUGGUUAUGGAUCUACUCAAAGCACUACAAAUGUAGGAAAUACAGUGAUGCUGAUAGAAGCUAACAGCUGUUAUAAAGCAAUGACAAACAAUCCUAAGUCAGCUCCACAAGACUUUGAUGAUAUAAAUGAUUCUGAGCUCGAUCUGCUUUUAGAGGACUUAGAGUUGGAAGAGGAGAUAUCUGACUCUGAUAAUGAUAUGAAUUGA
This is a messenger RNA of Stylonychia lemnae, 2388 nucleotides long. The record is from the annotation of a GenBank genome assembly. NCBI's taxonomy places the organism in Eukaryota, Ciliophora, Spirotrichea, Sporadotrichida, Oxytrichidae.